This is a messenger RNA of Perca fluviatilis (European perch), 2166 nucleotides long. RefSeq names its product ceramide synthase 3a (gene cers3a). Lineage: Eukaryota; Metazoa; Chordata; Actinopteri; Perciformes; Percidae. The coding region runs from base 235 to 1425 and encodes 396 amino acids. Gene Ontology annotation, biological process: ceramide biosynthetic process. The transcript is spliced from 11 exons. The record is from RefSeq and is a predicted model, not a curated record. Gene Ontology annotation, molecular function: DNA binding; sphingosine N-acyltransferase activity. Gene Ontology annotation, cellular component: membrane.
UCUGCUUUCCGGAGGGGAGAAAAAAAACCUUCCCAGGUGAUUGUGGCUGGGCUGGGUGUGACCCUUAAGAAUGUCAAACAAAGAGAGAGUGGCUGGCUGCUUGUCCUAACGGGGGAAUAGAGGAUUUUACCAUCCGUGUUAAUUUCCCACAGCAAGCACAGCAGUCAGCCGGCGUGGAAACAACGGCCCUCACCUGCUCUCUCUGACAGCACUGACAGUGGAACGGGUGGAGGGAUGUUUGACACACUGUAUGAGUGGUUCUGGUGGGAAAGAAUAUGGCUGCCUGUGAACCUGACAUGGGCUGACCUGGAGGACAGGGAGGGCUGGGUCUAUGCCAAAGCCUCACACCUCUACGUCACUGUCCCCUACACCUUUGCUUUCUUACUCAUCAGAUACCUGUUUGAAAGGUGGAUAGCAACACCAAUUGCUGUCUCUGCUGGGAUCAAGCAAAGAGUCCAUCUGAAAGCAGAAGACAACCCCAUCUUGGAACAUUACUACAUUACUCAGUGUAGAAAUCCUGCUCAGGCAGACAUUGAUGGGCUGUCUAAGAAAAGCAGUUUGUCAGUGAGACAAGUUGAACGCUGGUUCAGAAGAAGACGCAGUCAGGACCUUCCCGGAGUCCUAAAGAAGUUCAGAGAGGCCAGCUGGAGGUUUGUCUUCUACCUGUUGGCGUUCAUAGGAGGAAUAGUAGCACUGUACGAUAAAGAAUGGUUUUAUGACACUCGGGAAGUGUGGACAGGUUUUCCAAAGCAGUCCAUGCUGGAGUCUCAGUACUGGUAUUAUAUCUUGGAGAUGAGCUUCUAUGGCUCUCUUCUCUUAAGCGUUGCCUUUGAUGUCAAGAGAAAGGACUUUAAGGAGCAAAUCAUCCACCACUUGGCCACACUGGUUCUCUUAUCAUUUUCCUGGUGUGCCAACUACAUUCGUAUUGGAACACUGGUCAUGAUCGUCCAUGAUGCCUCUGAUGUUUUAUUGGAGUCUGCCAAAUUAUUCAACUAUGCCAAAUGGGAGAAAACCUGCCAAAGUCUUUUUGUUCUGUUUGCCAUGGUGUUUAUGGUAACACGACUGAUCAUCUUCCCAUUCUGGCUGAUCCACUGUACCUGGGUCUACCCUGUUCAACACUACCCUGCCUUCUUUGGCUACUACUUCUUCAAUGUGAUGCUGGUGGUCCUUCUCUGUCUGCACAUAUUCUGGGCCUACCUCAUUCUCUGCAUGAUCAGAAAAUUCAUGUUUGGCACUCUGACCAGAGAUGAGAGAAGUGACAUUGAAGAGGAAGAAGAGGAAGAGAGCAGCCUGACAGAGGAUGAAUGUAAGGACGAGCACAAGCUUGGCAAUGGAUUGACAGUUGGUGAGAAGAAGGACAAGAGAAACGGCUUUCAGUGCUCGUCUCCACCAGAGAACAUCUGCCGGUCAAAGACUGUGUACUGACUUGUGCUCAGUAUGAUCACUAGAGCCAGAGAGAUGUGAGAAAUAGAACAAUGGCAAAUUUUUUCAAAACAUUUCAUACAAUAUGGACCAAAAAAUAAGUUUCUUCAGAUGCUGGAACACAAAGCCCAGAAAAUUGCUUGCUGUUUUCACAGUGCUUUGAACUGCACACACGUACAACGAGAGACUUUAGCUGUAUUCGCACAGGACUAGUAUUACCAGGGGACCUCAUGUGAUUUACAAAUAACUCCCCCACAUCUUUGCUUCGUGUAGCACAUUCGAGGUACCCCCCAGGUUUCCACAAGUUAAAUUUAAGACUUUUUAAGAACAUUUAGAAUCAAAUUUAAUACCUUAACUUCAUGGCCAUACUAGCAAAAGUAUAUAGGAUAUUACGGAAUAUCAGAAAGGAUUUGACGCUAUAAAAAGAGUUAUUUACCAAGUACUUAAAUUUAACAUUUUAUUGUAGUACUCAUAGCAAGUAUGCAUACAUGCUUUGUGACGAAACAAUGGAGUUAUUCAAUCGUAUGAAAGGACAAUACAUAUUUUAGACCUUUGUGAACUAAAUUUAAGACUUUCUAAAGAAAUUUAAGACUUUUAAGGCCUUAUUUUUGGAAUAUUUAUUUUUUAGAGUUUUAAGACCCCGCAGGUACCCUGGCGAAAUAUGGUGGGUAAUUAGUGGUGGACAGUGUUGGGGAGUAACGGAAUACAUGUAACGGCGUUACGUAUUCAGAAUACAAAUUAUGA